AUGAAGGAACGAAUCAUGAGAUUCAGGGACUUCGACACGGAGUGGACCGUCUUGGCCACGACCUCGGAGGACCCUUACAAGCGGGCGCGCUGGACUCGGGACCAGGACUUGGUGGUUAGACGGAUCCGAAAAUGGAGGGCCAGACAUUCAUGGUACGACGGCCGAGCAGAGAUGUUCGCCCUGUCGAGAGCAUAUGUCGAGAAUGACCCCGAGAGAGACAGCGCCUGGGAGACUGUCGCGAUCAAGCAAUUCAACUACGAAACCUGGGAGUGCGACUCGGAUGGCAGGCCUGGGGUUCCUGCCGAAGUAGCACUGCCAAAGGCUCUCGAUCGCCAGGGAUGCGGUAGCAUCGCCGAGGUUCGGACGGCCAGGUUCUUCGACGUCAGUCGUCCGAAGUGGAGAAUCUACCUCGAGUACUAUGGGCAUGGCACAUUGGGCGACCUCGUGCAAAGAUACCGGGAGAAGAGCGCUGAAGAGAGACGGAGUGUCCACAUACCAGAAGACUUCAUAUGGCAAGCAUUCAACGACUUUGCGGCGGCCUACUACCACAUGCACUCCUUCCGCCUCAAGUCGCUCGGAGCGAAGGGCCGUGAUGCAGAUGUAGCCAACGGGCAUUUUGUUCUGCAUUUGGAUCUGAAGGAUACGAAUGUUCUUCUCGGAGACGCACCCGGGGAUGAAAGGUUCAUGCCGUAUCCCAGGCUGAAAAUCGCCGACUGGGCGCUGGGCGAGUGCACGAGUCGUCGCGAUCCCAAGAAUAGCCGGAAAUGGAGGAACAAUGGGACCAUCUGUUGGAUGCCACCGGAACAAUACGAUUUCAAUCGCUUCGGGCAGAACUGGGAGCGCAAUGUCUUGGGCGGAACAAAUCGUGCGUACAGCGCCAAGCACAAUCUCUGGCAGAUGGCCGCUAACAUCUAUGGCAUGAUGGAGCUCGACUUGGACAAUAAGAAGCUGGAGCAGAAGCUCAGGGAAGCUGAUCGUGAUGAGAAUCACACCCGGAAGCAUGGGUAUUCUCUGUUGAGUGGAUAUCAGCAUCAACGCUACUCGUCCGAGCUGUGCGAACUAGUGGAAGAUUGCCUACGCAUUAGACCUGAAGAUAGGCCCGAUCCGAAAUCUCUGAUCCGCAGAGUCAAGAAGGGUCUGGAGCCGGGUCUAAAAAGGUAUGCGAGGACUGGGACGUGGGAGAGGUUGGAAGCUACAAAGGCCGAAUGGGGGACAUUCAAGCCUCGCAACUAA
This is a messenger RNA of Cladophialophora carrionii CBS 160.54, 1233 nucleotides long. RefSeq lists its product as uncharacterized. The record is from RefSeq and is a predicted model, not a curated record. The coding region runs from base 1 to 1233 and encodes 410 amino acids. NCBI's taxonomy places the organism in Eukaryota, Fungi, Ascomycota, Eurotiomycetes, Chaetothyriales, Herpotrichiellaceae. Gene Ontology annotation, cellular component: centrosome; cytoplasm; nucleus. Gene Ontology annotation, molecular function: ATP binding; protein kinase activity. The transcript is spliced from 6 exons. Gene Ontology annotation, biological process: protein phosphorylation; chromosome segregation.